GAAGAUGACGUUAAAUCUGCAGUGUGAGGGUGGGGAGUCUUAGUUGGAGUUUUUUCACGUCUAGUCAUUAAAAACAUGUUGACAGGACUUCAUCGUUUAAUUUUUUUAUUUAUUUAUUUAUUUUAAUUGUUGAUAGGAUUUAUAUCUGGAGUGCUAAUAUAUUAUUUCCGUGAAAGCCAAAAUAUCGCUCGAUGAAACUAAACAACAAUGGCCGUUUUUAAACCGGUAGGUUAGUUUUGUUUUCGUUCAAGCAGACGCUCCUCUGCGAGAUAAACAAACCGGGUUGGCUUGAAUUGAGUUCCUCGAGGGACCCAAGAACCGGUCUAGCACUAUCAAAUUGAAGGGGGGCAAAGAGCUUGUCUGUACCUCCAGCCUUUUCCUUGCCUGUGUCAACAAUGGAGACCACUCAGUUGACCUUAACUGUCAGUGGAGAAACAUCUCCAGGUGAGGUGAUUGCAGUCGUGGGAAGCUGUGAAUCCCUGGGAUGCUGGAAAUAUCAAAAAGCUGUGACCUUACGUCCUCUCAGUGAUGAGGGACACACAUGGACCACAACAAUCACCGUACCUAGAGGUGUUGCUACCAAGUAUCGCUAUUUCAAGGGCUUCUUUCUGCAGUCAAAGAGUGCAGAUGGUCCCUGUCAAGUGAUAGUCAAUAUGUGGGAGACCCAUCAUCAGCCCCGCACGAUGAGCCCCACAGCUGCACAACAGGAUAUUAACGAUGGAGAAUUUGGAAUUUACAAUGGGGUGAAUUGUGUUGACUCAGGGUGGCUGACAUGCCAGACGGAAAUUCGCCUGCGUUUGCACUAUUCUAAGAUGCCUCCAGUGUCCAUCACUAAGAAGAAAUUCAAGAAGUCUCGCUUCAGGAUUAAGCUGACGUUAGAGGGCUUUGAGGAAGAGGAGGAUGAAGAGGAGGAAAACGAGCUCAGUCCUUCAUCAUGGCACAAGAUAACCACCACUCUGGAGAUCAGUAUGAUCAGUGCUAAUGGGUAUAAGUCACGCCACUCACAGCCAGAGUGUGGUUACGCCCUGGAUUCGUCCCAGUGGACAGAGUACAGCAUUCACACCAUGGACCCUGAUAACCUGGAGCUCACUUUUGAGUUCUUCGAGGAGGAUCUGAGUGAGCAUGUAGUUCAGGGGGACAUCCAUCCAGGACAUGUGGGAACAGCCUGUCUCCUCUCUUCUUCAUUUUUGGAGAGCGGCAAGGACUUGGGUGUAGUUACACUUCCCAUAAUGGGCCGAAACUCAAGGCAGACCAUCGGGAAAGUAAGAGUGGAUUACCUGGUGAUCAGACCGAUCCAGGAGUUCCAGUGUGACAUGAGCUCAUCGUACACAAAGCACUGGAAGAAAAGAAGCACUCUGGAUGUGGGUCACAGAGGAGCAGGAAGCACACAUGCAGCCAAACACCACAGAGUUCGAGAGAACACAAUAGCCUCAUUUAAAAGUGCUGCAAAGCAUGGUGCAGCCUUUGUAGAGUUCGACGUUCACCUCUCCAAAGAUGCUGUGCCCAUAGUGUACCACGAUCUAACUUGCUGUAUCUCCACUAAAAAGAAAAAUGACCAGAAUCUGGAGCUUAUUGAGGUCCCAGUGAAAGACCUGACCUUUGACCAGCUGCAGCUUCUGAAGCUGGCCCAUGUCACUGCAAUGAAAGGAAGUGACCACAAAGAUCUUCUGGAGGACGAGGAUGAAAUUGAUGAACAUCAGCCGUUCCCCUCACUGUCACAGAUUUUCCAAGCUGUUCCUGAACAUGUCGGCUUCAACAUUGAGCUCAAAUGGAUCUGCCAAAUGAAAGAUGAGUCAUGGGAUGGAAACUUAUCCUCCUACUUCAACAUGAACAAGUUCCUGGACAUUGUCCUGUCCUGUGUGCUGCAGAAAGGUGGAAAAAGACGCAUCGUCUUCUCCUGUUUUGACCCAGAUGUUUGCACAAUGGUGCGUCAUAAGCAGAACAAGUACCCCAUCCUCUUCCUAACUCAGGGAAUCUCUGACAAGUAUCCUGAGCUGAUGGACAUUCGUUGCCAGACCACUCAAAUUGCUAUCAGCUUUGCUCAGAGUGAAAAUAUUCUGGGAAUCAGUGCCCACACUGAAGAACUGUUGAAGCGCCUUAACUACAUUGGGGAAGCUCAGUCUAAAGGCCUGGUGGUGUUCAGCUGGGGGGAUGACAACAACGACCACGAAACCAGAAGGAAGCUGAGAGAGCAGGGAAUUGACGGCCUCAUCUAUGAUAGUAUCUGCGAUGCCCAAGGAGAGCAGUCAAACAUCUUCCAGGUAGAGGAGAAACACUCCCUGCAGGAGGUUAUUACAGAGGAGACCCUUAAGAGCUCAACAUGCUCUUGCUACUCCAUUCCCUGCUCCAUGGCACACUGCAUUGCCUCCAAAGUAUGCGGUGGUAGCGCAGAGUCCGAUUCUGGUCUCAGCUCUUCAUGAACACCCCUCAGCGUCUACCUUUCAACACAGCUUAAUGUAUAUACACACUGAGGUUGGCCAAGGUAGGGUCAGAGGAUUAAACAAAGCAUGUUUGCUCAUUAAAGACAAAAAAUGGAACAUAUUUUGUCUUUUUUUCUCAGACAUUUUCAUAUGUAUACUUUUUGUUUCAAAGGCUGGAUAUAAGAC
Melanotaenia boesemani (Boeseman's rainbowfish) is the source of this 2606-nucleotide messenger RNA. RefSeq names its product glycerophosphocholine phosphodiesterase 1 (gene gpcpd1). The record is from RefSeq and is a predicted model, not a curated record. Gene Ontology annotation, molecular function: glycerophosphocholine phosphodiesterase activity; starch binding. Bases 396 to 2420 code for a protein of 674 amino acids. NCBI's taxonomy places the organism in Eukaryota, Metazoa, Chordata, Actinopteri, Atheriniformes, Melanotaeniidae. The transcript is spliced from 20 exons. Gene Ontology annotation, biological process: glycerophospholipid catabolic process.